UAGACAGAAGUAUGGAGUCUAUGUCCUUACAACAGUACAUCUGCAAGUUGGAUCUCCAUUCCCUACCCCGCGUGGUGAAAAUCUGCUCUGGAGUCUACUUCCAAGGGUCUGUUUAUGAGGUCUCAGGUAGUGAAUGCUGCUUAUCAACGGGAGACCUGAUCAAAAUUGUCAAUAUCCAGCUCCAGAAAGUCAACUGUGAAAGCACUGAGAAGGAUCACAUCAUUGAGCUUCUGCCAAAUUUUGAAGGUCUCUUCCAGCCCACUCCAGAACGGCCACACAAAACGAGGCGUUUCCUCCCACGGUCCUACUCGUUUAAAGGCAAAUCCUCAGCCUGUGACGAACAGCAGUACACACUCCAGGAGAUCCUACAGUCACCCACCUUACAGGGGAAGAUGCUGAAGUGCCCGGAUAUUGGCAGCAGCAAAUACCAGCUGUGCCCUGUGUAUCAAGUAGAAGCAAUUAUGCACUUGCGAAAUGAUGUGGUGAAAAUCAACUCAACGCUGGAUGUCGAGGUGGUUGACGUCACCGAGCAGUCUCAGCACGUCCACUUCAUCAAGCCGCUAAUGCUGAGUAAGGUUCUACUGAUGGAUAAUGUGCUGCCAGUGCGGGCGGAGAUCCUUGGCGCCCCAGAAAACACCCCUGUCUUCCACAGUGAGUGGGUCUGCCGCCUCCAGCGAGGCUGUAAGGUUCAGAUCCAUGGCAAGGUGUCCUCGUGGAAAAUCCUGGCCUCCUCUCGCAAAGGCAGGAAACGCGCCUUCUUCAUCUCCAGCGACUAUGAGGGCUGCUUUCGCUGCUGCCCACGUGAGUUUCAUUCAACCACAGAACUGGCCAGAGGUCUAAGCAUGGCCAGGAAACUGCAUGUGGUAGUCACCAAGGACUACGAUAGCAGCGAUGGAGAGCUUCCACUGUUUGGCAUAGGAGAUAGGCUUGAAGUGCUGAGCCUUGCAAGAGGUGCCACAGAUGUGCUUGAAUGCAGCAGAGACAAUGGAGACGGAGAUAUCGAACGCAUCAAGGUGCCCCUGUUCUUGGAUGCAAGCUUUGUGGAAGACAUUCGUGACAGCAGGAAAUACACCCUCCAAGAAGUGUUGGAACACUUCCAACUGCCCUGCGAGGUCAAGGUGGUGGCCAAAGGCUCUGUCUCUGAUCCUCUUGGCUGUGUCUCAGUGCUGACACUGGAGGCCCAGAUUACAGAGCCUUUUCUCACUGUCAGUCUGGAGGAGAAACCAUCCGUCACCUUUGAAAUUCCUCCUCGGUGGCUGGACAUGUCUCUGUUCUUCACUGGAGGCCCAGUGAAGCCCACACCUCCCUCCAGCCUCAAGGUAGAAGAAUUGACAGAGGCUUUUUAUUAUAGUUUGCUAAACCUACUGCCCAACAACACACCUGCCCCUCCAAGGCCCCCUAAGCGAAGAGUUUCAGAAAAGAACAAGAGUCCCGAAAGGACUGGCAGAGAAAGGGAGAGGAAAGCAUCAGCACCCGCUAAGAUGACUUCUACAGUGUCAAAGAACAUAUGUCAAGAGAUUGCAAAACUUCCGUACCCUGGGACUCAUCAAGCAAGAGCAGAUCUAGGUAGUCUGACCAAACCAAACCAAUACAGUAUUGAAUACGGACCUCCAACAUCCCAGAAGACCACCAAAUCCUCCAAACAAGCUAUAGACACACGUUCCAACGACAAUUCCAACCAUGACUACGAGGAAGUUCAUGAAGCAUUUCAAGAAACUGUUCACAAAAUGCAAGGAGCUACUAUUAAGCACUGAGGCUCCAGUCUACCAGGUCACCAGUAUACGCAGUUGCUUGUUCAUAUUUUUUCCCCCCCAUUAUCUUUGGUCAGCAACAUCUGUGUUGAUUUUGGAACCAGGGCUGGGAGACAGAUCUUAAGCAAGUCAGUAGAGGUCAUAACUUAGCACUUCUCGGUCCGAAGCUAGCCUGCCAGAAGGCCACAUGUUCUCCUUACCCCAGGAAGAUGAAAACUAAGCAAAUGCCCUCUUUGUAUCUUUACAAGGUACUUCAUGUCCUAACGAAGCAUGACCACAAGACUAGUGGAUUCCAAUCCUACCGCUUAAGACUAAUCAAUAAUGUCAAAGACCCAUAUAAGAGGAGGAAACUGCCAAGUAGGAGCACACAUGGGCACAAACUUGAUUCAGGGAGGUCUAACCAACGCAACAAAAAGGAUCUCUUUCUGCCCUUUCGUUCAGCAAAGUUGUUCCUGAAGUUAGACUCAGAGGCAGCUAUAUGAAAUACCACUCAUAAGCUUGACCAGUAUAAACUAUUAGGGGAGCAUGUAGUGGUAGGUUAUACCACCAUCUAGAGAUUUCAGUUGAGAGUGUGAAACAUAGCAUUCCGGUACUUAAAACUGUUCUCCAGCCUCCAAAUUCUUGAAUUACAUUUUAACAAGUUAUCCGUAGAGAAAUGACAUAAGGAUUUAGUAACCAAUUCAACAUAACCCCUUUUUUUUUGCCUAUUUCAAUAUUGACUUUUAAAGACCGUUACUGUUUGGCACCAGUAUGUCGUAAGGAUCGCCUAUGGCCAUGCAAACCUAUCCAACCACUACACUCCUCUUCCGAGGCCCUGCUUCAGGUGCCCCUUGAUUUCUGAAGACAGGCGAGUGGCAACCCAAGAGAGGGCCCUUUUGGUGGUGGUACCAAGACUGUGGAAUCCCCUCCCCAGGGAUAUUUGUCUGUUCCCUUCUAUCACUGGUUUUUUUUUUUGGUCUAGCAUUCCCUCAAUGAUCUCUCCCUUCCCGCCCUGUGUUUUUAAUUGUUGUUUUUACAUCUGUGUUUGCUUUUAUAAUCUUGUUUUUAUAAUGUUCUAUUUGUAAUUCUUAGCAGCCUUAGUGGCCCUGAUUGGACAGAA
Eublepharis macularius is the source of this 2850-nucleotide messenger RNA. It is a transcript of the gene THEMIS2, whose product is annotated as thymocyte selection associated family member 2. Gene Ontology annotation, biological process: T cell receptor signaling pathway. Lineage: Eukaryota; Metazoa; Chordata; Lepidosauria; Squamata; Eublepharidae. The record is from RefSeq and is a predicted model, not a curated record. The transcript is spliced from 6 exons. Bases 12 to 1754 code for a protein of 580 amino acids.